Cuscuta campestris is the source of this 592-nucleotide messenger RNA. The record is from the annotation of a GenBank genome assembly. Lineage: Eukaryota; Viridiplantae; Streptophyta; Magnoliopsida; Solanales; Convolvulaceae.
CAGUCCCGACAGAAUUUAAAUGCAAAGGUACUUCAAAAAGCUACCCGAAUUCAAAGAUUCGGAGUUGAGUGCAAUUGAUGGUGGAGGUGAAGAUUUUGAGGUGAUUGCCGACGAUAUUACCUCUGACGACAAGGAGGAGAACGAGGUCAUCGUCAUUGACAGCGACGAUGAUACCUUUGAUCUUGGUAGCGAUGAGGUUGAGUUCCUGGGAGACAGUGAUAUUAAUGAUUCCUUUAGGUCUGAAAUCAUUGGGAUUGAUACUUCUUCGAUGAUCUGCUCACACAUUCACCUCCACAUAGAUAUGCUUAACAUCUUACUACCUACUCCAGAUCCUAACUUUUGGGCUUCAACGUACAAGUAGGGGAGUGACUUUCACCUCCUUUCACUUUACAUAUUUCUUGCCUUGAGUAUCAAUUUAAUUCUUGCCACUGUGAACUUUGUUGAUACAUUGCUGUGAUAAUUGAAAUUUCUUAUGUGCUCUGUAUGUUCUUGUUAUGUGAAUGCUGCCUGUAUGAAUUAUGUUGGAUCCAAUUUCUAUGAUGACUGCAAUUUAUUUUGCAAAGUAUGAGAAUAAUGAAGCUACUGUGAUGAA